Molecule: messenger RNA, 756 nt
Organism: Ailuropoda melanoleuca (giant panda)
Lineage: Eukaryota; Metazoa; Chordata; Mammalia; Carnivora; Ursidae
Gene: PRSS47
Product: Putative serine protease 47
Biological process (GO): proteolysis
Molecular function (GO): serine-type endopeptidase activity
Source: RefSeq, a predicted model, not a curated record
AUGGAUACAGAGGCGCCGACCUCCCGCGGCCGAAGCCGGCUGGCGGCCCUGCUCUGGGUUUUGGUGCUGCCGGCAGGCAUGCGAGGGUCCUGGCCGGUAGCCCCCCGUGCUCCGGCCCUCGCUCCAGACGAGGCCCAGGCCCAGGCCGAGGAGCCGGUGCUGCCGGGGGGUGGAGCCGAGCGGUUGGCCCCUGGAGCAGUGUGCGGGAAGCCCAAGGCGUUGGGGAGAAUCUACGGUGGCCGGGACGUGUUGGCCGGCCAGUGGCCAUGGCAGGCCAGCCUGCGGUACCAGCGCACGCACGUCUGCGGAGCUGUCCUCAUUGACCCCCUCUGGCUGGUUUCCGCUGCCCACUGCUUUCUCAACAAAUCCCACGUGCCAGCAGACUACCGGGUUCUGCUGGGGAGCACGCAGCUGUAUCAGCACACCCCGCACACGCGGGAGGUGUCCCUGGGCCGGAUUAUCGUGCACCCAGACUUCGAGAAGCAUCACCCCUUCGGGAGUGAUAUAGUCAUGCUACAGCUGCGCCUGCCUGUGAAGCUCACCGCCUACAUCGCCCCCGCCUGCCUCCCAAGCCCGGGCCUGCAGCUGUCCAGCAACUUGUCCUGCUGGAUCACCGGCUGGGGCAUGCUCAGCGAGGACAGUGGGGGUGUGGGAGAUGCGGGCGGGUGAGGGCUGCAGGGGAGAAGGGAGGCGUGGCUGGGCCUGAGGGGCCCCAGGAAAGUGGCCAUGGGACCUUGGGCCUCUGGGCCUCAUUUC